This is a messenger RNA of Mesocestoides corti, 390 nucleotides long. The record is from the annotation of a GenBank genome assembly. Lineage: Eukaryota; Metazoa; Platyhelminthes; Cestoda; Cyclophyllidea; Mesocestoididae.
AUGCGAAACAGAAAUCAAAAGGGAAACAUUGUUGUAAUUAGUUCAGACGCUGGCCGCGUGCCAUUUCCAGGACUUGCUGUAUAUUGUGGAACAAAGUUUUUUGUUGAGGGCUUUUUGCGCUCACUCCGUUUGGAGUCUAAACCGAAUGACAUUAUCAUUACAUCAAUUCAGCCAGGUGAUGUGGCGACGCCGGCUCAGCAGUGGACUACCGAUACGGAGGCAGCGGAACUAUUUUCCCCCCUUCAUCGCCCUCCCGUUGAGUGCCAAAAGGCAUGGGAUACUAUGCUUAAACCCGAACAAGUAGCCGAUGCCGUGCUGUUUGCUCUUUCACAACCCGCUGGAACUGCGAUUAAUGAAGUCCUUAUUGAGCCAAUCACCGGACCCGUUUAG